This is a messenger RNA of Geodia barretti, 594 nucleotides long. Lineage: Eukaryota; Metazoa; Porifera; Demospongiae; Tetractinellida; Geodiidae. The record is from the annotation of a GenBank genome assembly.
AUGCGCAUGCGCAAUGCCGGCAGUUCUACCACCACCCGGUACCCCGGGGAAGCUGAAGAGCGCAGACGGUUAGUGCGAUGUCGUCAAGCGGAGAAACGGUGCGGCUGCACGAGCAACUACGCGCCGUGUGGAAGAGCGGCAGCGGGGGAGCCGGCGAUGGCCGCGCUGCGGUCCGUGGCUUUUUACGGCACGGCGCUCGCGGCGACAACGAGGUUGCAGAGCGCUGGUUCGUGAUCCUGGGACACUCAUUCUUUUACACCAUCCACUGCGACUCUCCCGAGUUUAGCGGAGCUCUGCUCGCAGACAUAUUUGGGGCCGUAACCGCGUCUGCGGACGCUGAGAAGUCGAUUGAAGAUUUCUUCUUCAACUCCCCCGCAGAAUCGUCCGUCGUCCAGUCCCACGCUAUUCACCUGAGGGCUACUCUGGUAUCAGGGGUUGAGGUCCUACUGUGUCCAGAGACGGUGGAGGAGCAGGAGAUGUGGCUGGACAAACUGCAGACUGUUGGGCUCAGCGUUUCAAAGACUGAGACACAUGCACUAACAACUGGAAGUAACGCUUACGAGAUGGAUCAGUUUUGCUGACGGUUUGUUUUCA